UGUGAGUGAGUGAGUGCGUGCGCGUGUGUGUGUGUGUGUGUGCGCCAUGAAGGAUGAGCUUCUCGGGCGUCCAUCCCGCCGAUGCUCCCUCGUCUCUCGGCCAACUCUUGCGCACCCUCUGGUGCUCGCUCGCCGCCUGGCGAACUUCUCCUUCUUCUUCUCCUCCUCCUUUGUGUGGCCCUCUCGCCACAUUAUCGGUGUUGUUGUGUUGGUGGUUGUCUUCUCCCUCCUCCUCCUCCUCCUCGUCCUCGCUGAUUGAGAGCUCGGCGGAGGAGCUCAGGUCAUCUGCGGCUGAGGCGAAGAAGAAGAAGAAGAAGAAGAAGAGGAAGAAGAAGAAGAAGAAGGAGGAGGAGGAGAAGCAGGAAAGAUGGCGAUCAGCCACUACUAGCCGGAUCGGACGCACGCAUGAGACACAAGUUUGGAGGUGACGGAGAAGAUUGUAGCGGUUUCCCUGACUUUCCAGGGAGUGCUUUCCCUGUUCCGUUAUGGAGGCGCUGCAGUGUGAUGGCUGCGACUUCCGCGCCGAGUCGUAUGACGACCUGAAGACCCACAUUCAGGAAGUGCACACGGUCUUCCUGCAGCCGGCGGAUGCAGACGAGUCUGACUCACUGAAAGACGAGGAGGAGGAAGAAGAUGAUGAUGGCGAGGAGGAGGGGGAAGCAGCAGCAGCAGCAGAGGAAACCGGGGACACGCGUGACAAGGAUUCCACACCGACUAAAACUGAAAUGAGUCCCAACUCUGCAGACAGCUCCAGCAAGGUGCCGCAGAAGCAAACCGCCGAAACCCAUCUGCUGUUUUACCAGUGCAAAUUCUGCGUCCGUUACUUCCGAUCCAAGGUGUUCUUGAGGAACCACACCAAGAAGGUGCACAAUGUCGUUGAGGAGGGCGCGGUGGCGCCGAUCUCCUCGCAGACGGCCGUGGAGCACAGUGACAAUUCCAAAGUUUACUCGUGUCGGUAUUGCACGUACAAGUCGCCACGUAAAGGAAGGAUGAUCAAGCACCAUGUUAUGUGUCAUAGCAAGGUUCCCUUAGACGGUUCUAGAGGUCCUUCGGAGAAUGAGGAGCCAGAGGAGCCGCAGGAGUCAGACUCAACUGGCCGACUCAUGAGGGGGACCUUUGCCUGCGAAUGGUGUGACUAUCAGACAGACCAGAAAGCCGACUGGACGAAUCACGUGUUCAAGGAACACGGUGACAAGGUCAAGAUCGUUUCUUGCAAUUCCGAGCCAGACGGGGAUGCAGGUGCAAGCUCGCCCCAAGCGGAUUCGCCAUCCCAAAGCGCGAGUGCAUCAAAGACUGCUUCGACUGAUGGAUUUGUGGAAUCCCCGGAAAAAACGCUAAAAAUGCUUGAAGCAACGCAGAGUGGUGCAGGCACACCCAUCAGCGAGGACGUGGCGAAUAGGGGCGUAGAGACUGGCGGCAAUGCACUCAAUGAGGACUCCAGGAGCAGCCUUGAGGAAGAUGAAGACUUGGUUGAUAUUGAUGAUGAUCCCAACUACACUGGAACGCUGUCAGCAGACGCGAAGCAGCUUUUAUCAGACGAGGACAAUAAACUGCUGGAGACGAAAGGCAUACCCUUCAGGAAGUACAUGAACCGUUUCCAAUGCCCCUUUUGCUCCUUCCUCACCAUGCACAGGCGCAGCAUCUCGCGUCACAUUGAGAACAUUCACCUUUCCGGUAAAACCACAGUGUAUAAAUGCGACGAAUGCCCGUUCAUCUGCACCAGCCCUCAUAAAUUAGGCACCCACAAACAGAGCCACAGUUCCUCAGACAUGGAGACCAUGGACCUGACGAGCGACAGCCCAGAGCCUCAUCAUGACAGUGCAGCAGAGUCAGUCAACGGGGGCAAUGUAAGCAAAAUGAAUGGGAAAAAGCCAACGAGCACGUUGCACGAGCAGCAGAACCCCCAUCAGUGCACGCUUUGCAGCUAUUCCACCACCACUCUGAAAGGUCUGCGGGUCCACCAGCAGCACAAACAUUCCUACUGCGAUGACAUGGAUCCCGCCGUCUCGGAAAACCAGUUGACUGACCAGCUGGAUGCUGAUGUAGACGAAUCGCCAACCUGUCUACAAAAAACCCAGACUUCCAUUUUAGGGCUGGCCACCAAAAAACCCUUAGUAACCGGGAAAAGGGCGAGGAAGUCCAUCAACGACUUACCUUUGGAUUUGUCCUCGGUCAAAAAGCGAACUAGAAUUGACGAAAUUGCAAGCAACCUUCAAAGCAAAAUAAGCCAAAGCCAGCAGGACUUGGUCAUCAAACUGGACGACAUGGAUGACGAGGACACUGCGGACAACUACACGAGUGCUGACAAAGCGAGCAGAAGGCAUGACGAGAAAAAUGCCAUUUUCACUUACAACAUAGAACAGCCUCAUGCGAGGGACUUGGCUCUUAAAGGAAGCCGAGUCGGGAAAAGAAAAAGCAACCCCAAGUCCAAAUCCAGGAGCCUACCUCUGUCGUUGACUCUUUCUGAUGAUAGUGAAAACAUUUCAGGUGAUCUCCUGGAUAGCAGGGAGGUCACCCAUGAAAACAGCGACUAUGCGGAGGAACCCGGAGCCGCACGUUUCUACUGUAAACACUGUGACUACCACAACAAGUCUGCACGUAGCGUCAGCACUCAUUACCAGCGCAUGCACCCGUAUGUCAAAUUCAGCUUUAAGUACAUUCUGGACCCUGAGGACCAAAGCGCAGUCUUCCGCUGCUUGGAGUGCUACAUUGAAUACAACAACUACAACGACCUCCACCAACACUACAUGGAUCACCACCCUGAAGCCAGCAACGUGCUCAACUUCAACCAGCCCAAUCUGGUCUACAUGUGCCGCUUUUGUUCCUACACCAGCCCCAACGUCCGAAGCCUCAUGCCCCACUACCAAAGAAUGCACCCCACCGUUAAAAUCAACAACGCUAUGAUCUUCUCCAGCUAUGUUGUGGAGCAGGCCCACAAGACGUCUGAAUCCCAAACCCUGAGGGAGAUACUGAACUCCGGCCCCAAAAGUUUUAACUCUGCCAGCUCUACUCCAAGAUCCUCUUCAAGUCCGGUGCUGAAAACUGUGUCUAAGACCCCCAAGGCCACCACAGAGAUGGAUCCCCUCAAGGAAGCAAUGGGGGGCAAUGUCGUCGUAUAUGACUGUGAUGUGUGUACCUUUUCCAGCCCCAACAUGCACUCUGUUUUGGUUCACUAUCAGAAGAAACACCCAGAGCAAAAGGCGUCUUAUUUCCGUAUCCAGAAAACAAUGAAGGUCGUCUCCGUGGAUCAGCCAAUCACGAACACUUCGUUUAACCUGAGCACGUCCACCCCCCUGAAACAAUCAGGUGCGGCACUGUAUGGCUCAGAUGAAGAUAUGUUCUACUGUAAACAUUGCGUGUACAGCAACAAAUCUGUUGUGGGCGUGUUGGUGCAUUAUCAAAAGAGACACCCUGAAGUGAAGGUGACAGCAAAAUAUAUCAAGCAAGGUGCCCCCACUCCUGGUUUGAUGAAACUCAUGGACGAAUUGCAAAUAGCGGCACCUAAGCAGUUGAUGACGCAGUUUCAAAACAACGGUCACGGUGGAUCUACCAACUCCAGCCCUAAACUGGGAGACAAAAGUGAAGAUGAGCUGUUCUUUUGCCAGCACUGCGAUUACGGCAACCGGACUGUGAAAGGAGUGCUCAUCCAUUACCAGAAGAAGCACAGGGAAACCAAGGCAAACGCUGACUUGGUGCGUCGUCACACCGCGGUUGUACGCAGUCAACGUGAACGUGCGCAGUCCAGUAGCUUCGCUUCCUCCGUGGUCGCCCCGGCCCCUCCACCGGACCUUGAUGACGCGACCCCCUUGCGUUCCUUGAAGUGCAGACACUGUUCCUACACGUCCCCGUAUGUGUAUGCCCUCAAAAAGCAUCUGAAGAAGGAUCACCCCACCGUGAAGGCUAUCGCCAUGACUAUUUUACACUGGGCUUACCAAGAUGGCAUCUUGGAGGCUGGCUAUCACUGCGAGUGGUGCAUUUACUCCCACGCGGAACCCCAGGGCUUGCUGCUCCAUUACCAAAGACGCCACCCUGAGCAUAAUGUGGAUCUUGCCUACAUGGCGAGUAAGCUGUGGGCUGGACCGGAGACCAGCGAACACGGGGGGAACCUUGAAACGAAACAUUACAAAUGUCGGGAUUGUGCCUUUGAAGCCUGCACAAUAUUUGACAUAACGAGUCACUAUCAGGCGGUGCACCCGUGGGCAAUUAAAGCGGAUGAAUCAGUACUUUUGGAUAUUAUUCAAGGGACAGCUGAGAGGACCUCUGUAGAAGACGAUGGCUCCCUGUUCAUUGCCAUCCCCCCCUCAGAGAGCAACCCCAAUCGCCCUCACCCUCGUCUCUCCAUCUCCACGAAUCCCUACCAGUGCACUGUGUGUAUGUCAGAGUACAACAGCCUCCACGGCCUCCUCACCCACUAUGGAAAAAAGCACCCUGGCAUGAAAGUCAAAGCGGCAGACUUUGCACAGGAAGCCGACAUCAACCCCAGUUCUGUUUACAAGUGUCGCCACUGUCCCUAUGUCAACUCCCGCAUCCAUGGCGUCCUCACUCACUAUCAGAAAAGGCACCCGCUGGUGAAAGUCACGGCGGAGGACUUUGCCAAUGACAUCGAGCAAAUUGCGGAUGCCAGUGAAGCCGACGACAAGAACAAGACUCAAAGGCAAGGCUACGGCGCCUACAGGUGUAAAAUGUGCUCGUAUACGCACGGGACCCUGGAGAAACUCAAAAUUCACUACGAGAAGUAUCACAAUCAAUCAGCCACCGAGAUCUUCACCCCGGGGUUGACUCAUUUCUCAGUCGGACAAGACGCGGAGCCCAUUGCGGAAUGCAGUGCCAGUAACAUGUCGGGCACCGCCAAAGUCCAGGAGGUCGGUGAUGUUGACUUUACCCUUGCGCAGCUCCCCAUCAGUAAGCCAGAGAAGCACGCCAUCUUCAAGUGCCAGCUCUGCAAGUACUUCUGCUCCACCCGUAAAGGCAUCGCCCGCCACUACCGCAUCAAGCACAACAACGUCCGUGCCCAACCGGAGGGAAAAAACAACGUCUUUAAAUGUGCUCUGUGCUCAUACACGAACCCCAUCCGUAAAGGCUUGGCGGCGCAUUACCAAAAGCGCCACGACAUCGAUGCGUACUACACCCACUGCUUGGCUGCUUCCAAGACGAUGAGCGAGAAACCCAGCAAGCUGACCAUACCCACGCCAUCUGAAGGGGAGACCUCGGAGAUGAGCGAAGAGCUGCGCUUGGCCGUGGAGAGACGCAAGUGUUCUCUUUGUGCCUUCCAGGCGUUCAGCAGGAAGAGCAUUGUGGCCCACUACAUUAAACGCCACCCGGGCGUCUUCCCGAAGAAGCAGCACGCCAGCAAGCUUGGUCGCUACUUUACCGUCAUCUAUGCCAAAGAACCAGAAAAAGCAGAGGACAGUCCGAUGGAAACAGAAGAUAAGGAACUGAUGGAGGACACUCCAGAAGCCGAGCAGGACGGAGACGGAGACUGGCUGCCCUUUAAGUGUUUCAAAUGCUACCGGCUGUCCUUCAGCUCCGGCAGGCUGCUGUCUAUGCACUACAACGACCACCACAGCUCCGACUUCAAGAGGGACUUUGAGAUGUCACCCGACCCCGUGGAUGAGACCUCAGAGUGGUUCCAGUGUUCGCAUUGCGAACUCAAGUUCCUGGCCCUCCCUGUGCUGGCCACCCAUCUGCUGAACCACAAUGAGGAGUUUGAGAAGAGGGUCACCAGGCAGGAGAGGCGGAAGCAGCUCCUCGGCAAACACAAAGCAGUGGACGUACUGGAAAGCAAAGCUGAGAAGGAAAGCUGUGCAAACAAAGCUCCUGUAGGCUUCAGGUGUAACUUUUGCAUGGAGGUCCAUCCUACCCUGCGAGCCAUCUGCAAUCAUCUGAGGAAGCAUGUCCAGUAUGGAGAGGUCAAAGAGGGACACGUGAAGAAGGAAGUCGGCGAGCUUCCACUUACUGCCCCGGCACAGAGACUAGUUAACGGUGACGUGGAAAAGGAUGAAUCAGAAAGCCUCGAGGGACCCGCCGACGAUGCCGUGGACCCCGCGGGCUCCCCUGUUGCCACAGCGACACGGGAGCCAGAGCUGAAUGCCGUCGAUGGGAAGGCGGCGACUCUGGCGGCCAGGGCCUCGGCGUCGGGGACCUCGCUCAAGCAACGUCUGGCAACUGGAGGCCAUCCGUGUGCCCAGUGUGACCGAGUCUUCAUGUCCAUGCAGGGACUAAGGUCCCAUGAGAGGAGUCACUCGGCCAUGGCCAUGCUCAGCAGAGAGGACAAAUAUAGCUGCCAGUACUGCCACUUCGUCUCACCCUUCAGACACAACCUGGACAGACACAUGCAGUCUCACCAUGGCCACCACAAGCCCUUCAAGUGCAAACUGUGCCCCUUUAAGUCCGCCUACGUGAGCCGCUUGAAGAGCCACAUGCAUAAGGCGCACACCGGCGAGCAGCACACGUACAAGUGCUUGUCCUGCCCCUUCUCCUCCGUGACCAUCAGCCAGCUGAAGGAGCACUCUUUGCAGGACCACGGCGAGGCUUUAACCCUGCCCAAGCUGCGGGCCGCCAACCAGGCCGCCCACGCUGCUCUGAGGACCACCCGGCUGACUACCAGCGCUGAUCAGAGUCCUGGAGAAACUCUGGAAGACCCGUCUUACUGGGAGCAGGAGGAUUUUUCCCAGCAGCUCGGUCUUUACCAAACGGCUUCUCGUAGUCAUGCAUCGUCCUCUUCCUCCCACGGCUUGGCCGACAAUCGCCCGGACAGCAUCCUCACCUGCGAGUUCUGCGAGUUCAGUUCCGGGUACAUGCAGAGCCUGCGUCGGCACUACAGGGACCGUCACGGGGGCAAGAAGCUCUUCAAGUGCAAGGACUGCUCCUUUUUCACCUGCUACAAGAAUACUUUCACGACGCACGUGGAGGCCGGCCAUAACAACAACGCACCAGAGGACGUUCAGAGAGACCUUUGCUGUCCUCUCUGUCUCUACCACACCAAAUACAAGAGCAGUAUGAUCGACCACGUCGUUCUGCACAAAGAUGACCGUAUGGGUCCGCUGGAGGUGAACCGCUCCAAACUGUCGCGUCACCUCCAAGGCCUGGUGUUCCGCUGCCACAUGUGCACUUUCACGUGCUCCAGCGAGCCGGCCCUGCACCUCCACCUGCAGAAGCACGUGGAAGUCAAGCCCUACCAGUGCCAGCUCUGCUAUUACGACAGCCGACGCCGCAGCCAGCUUGAGGAGCACCUCCGCCUGGAGCACAAGGUCAUCCGGAACUUUGAGCUGAUGGGCCGCGUCAACUUGGACCAGCUGGAGAUGAUGAAGGAGCAAGAAAGCAGCAGCGAGGGGGACGAAGUAGAAGAAGCGCAGGAGGACAAUGACGGGAUGGAGAUGGCGGUCGAUGGAAGUGCUGCUGUUGCCGAGGAGGAGGAAGAGGCGGAGGAUGAAGGCAUGGAAGCGAUGGAAGACCCAGGAGAGGACGAAGGAAACAUGGAGGAUGAAGAGCGUGACGGCAGCAUCAAAGGAGAAGAGGAGGGAUUGAAGGAGAUGGAGGAGGACAGGCCUGCCCCACCAGAAGUCCUUGCUUCUCCAAGCAGUAGUAGCAGCAGCAGCAGCGAGAAGGGCGAGAAACGUCUUCCUUGCCAGUUCUGUGGACGCUGCUUCACUAACAAUUUAGAGUGGGAACGUCAUGUCCUUCGCCACGGCAUGAUGGUGAACAACAACCAACUGGACACCAGCACAAACUCCACAAUGGAGGCCUCCGCUCUGUCGUCCCUUUCUUCCACUUCCAUCGACACUGGACUGGACCUUUCCGCCAAUUGGGAAGAGAAUCACAACCCUUCGGAUCCAUCGCACAGUCAGUGCCAGGACGACGACGACGAGAUGCUUGACGCCAAAAAGGAUCAGCAGCUGGGUUGACCAGACUGGGACCCUCUUGGGACCCUGUUGAGACCCUAUGGGACCCUAUUGGCGCCCUCUUGGGACCCUGUUGGGACCCUAUGGGACCCUGUUGGGACAUGAAGGUUAGGUCCAAAUAGGAUGUUGAAUAAACAAAAAAAAGUGAAUAAACGUUUUGAGUUGCCGCAUUCUUAGGUUGUAGGUGUUACAUAUAUAAGUAUUAGGUUGUGCUGCUUACAAAAAAAAAGGCGGAGCUCCUGAAUGAAAUGGGCGGUCCCCUAGGACAGAUUUUUAAUAUAUUGGUAACCAAUAGUGAACUUUUAUUACCGACAUUCUGGUCAAAAGUACCGUGAAAGAUCCAAGCUAUAUUCAACUAUUUAUGGAGAAUGUUGCCCAAAAUGAUGGAACUGAGCGACUGGAAGCACCUUUUCCACCCGCAUAAUCAGAAAAGAUGAAAAUAGAGCUAACAUUUUCGGAUUGGCCCGAUGCAGAAGCAACAUCUGAUCUUUUUCCCAUUGAAGCCUUUAGUUUGAAAACCUGGAGUAGGACUCGCACCUUAUCUGUUUGACUACGUUUGCAAAUCCUCAUUGGUAGAACUGAUGGCAAUCGACCACCCGUGUUUUUGUAGCAAAUUGCUAUCUUUAGAUCCCUUAAUAUGAUUAUACUACGUAUAAGCCUUCCGCCUGUGGCACACCCUUCGUGUUUGGACUGUACUGCUUUGUUGUUCCGUCAUUUCCCUGAUGAAAAAUAGUGGAUUUUGGAUUAAACCUUAACCCUGAGACGUUGGUUUCCAGUCCGUCGUCAUUUAGGCAGUGCGCCCUGGGAUGCAUACGACAGUUUGGUUCACGGUCUGGAACUGACAGGACACUUGGUAAAGGUUGCACUUGUCUUUUGACCAGGAGGGCCAUGCUAGUCGGGGUUGGUGCAAAUGAAGCAAAAUGGCAGCUACGGUCUGUCUGGUUGCACGACUCUUGUUUGCCAUUGGCUGUGGUGUGGGAGGCUAGCGCAACGGUAGCAUACUUUGGCAUGGAUACAUGUGUAUUUAUUACUGGAUUACUUGCUACACAUUUUGCAUCGUUGGAAGAGUAUAAUAGUACUUUUAAAAACGCUUGUGUUCCUGCGUCCCCCUAGUGGCGCUAGUACCACAACAGUCAUUUUCGUGAGUACACGACCCACACGUCCCAAAAGCAGUGGGUGGUGUUUCUUUACUGAAUGACAUUGCCCUCUAGUGACUAGUAAACACGACCACUAGCCUCUUGCCCAAAGUCAGCUGGGAUAGGCUCCAGCAUGCCCUUACCCUAGUGAGGAUAAGACAUAGAGAACAUACCCUGGUUGUGUUAAAAAAGACUUCUAUCAUUUACAUAUUGACCCGCAUAUAAGAACACCCCUCUUUUUAAGACCAUUUUAUUCUUCAGAACAAGACCAGAAUUAAUCUUAUCAAGAUUAGCAAUAUUUGUAAAUGCUAACAUUACUGUUAUCAAAAUCAGCAAUGUUAGCAUUUAGCGCUUAGUAGUAGCACUGAAGCAGCGUUGCUUUAAAAAACUGCAUUGUAGAAGUAAAACGUCUAAAUACAUAUUCAAGUAUUUUUCUUGAUACAUACUUGUUCUCGUACUUGAUCAGUGAAGUAGAUGAGGACGUAUUUGCUAAUGGUAAUAUUAUAUAAUGUGUUUCACGGGUCUCUUCAGGUUUCUGGCGCGUGUGCGAUGGGAAGAAAAGCUCUGUCUGGCUUGAAGGAAGUAGUUCCGUGAUCUGCCCGUUGUAUAAAUCCCUACACCCCAAAAUAAAAGCAGAUGUUGUCCAACUGUCAAUUUCCGAUGCCGAUAUGUGUAAGGACAUAUCUCAUGUGGUGGAAUGAACAUGUUGUCCUGAUUUUUUUUGGAAAAAUUAAUCGGAAAACAUUGAACACUGGUUCCGAUAUCAACCAAUUUUUCUGAUAUCGAUACCGCUAAUUAUGGGACAGCCCGAAUUUGAAUUAAAAAGACAAGUGCAACCUAGACUGACCACCUUGUUUCUGCUAUCGUUUGACUUUUAAACUGUUGACACCCCCCCCCUUUCCCCCUCGUCGUCUGCUUGUGUGUCAUUCUCUUGGUGUAGAUAAGAGUCCCCAUGUUGACCCCCCCCCACCCCCAAAACCAGUAGAUUGUAUUACGUUGAAAGUUGCUGCUCCGACGCCCUAAAGCCUUACGAGGAAAAGAAGAGCAAUCAGAUAUUAGUGCAAAAUUCCAGAUCGGGACAUUUUGGAUGGCAUUGAGUGGAGAUGCGGGGUGCGUUUUUCCGUUACUGGUUUCUGACCUCUUUCCAAAAGGGAAAUCUGCUCAUUUCCGUUUGCAGUCUUGUACAGAGAACUCCUUGUUAAGUGUUUGAACUGUGGUGUUUCAGAAAGAAUACACAAGUCCCUUUUUCUUUCGUCUUUGCAUCUUUUCCCAAAAAUAAUGAUAUUUUAGGUUUUUUUUUCGGAAUUCCCGAUCCAAUACCCUGCUAUAAAAAAAUCCAUUUAAAAUGGAAAAUUGUCUCCGGAUAGGAAGAUCGUAUAUAGGAAUAGGAACAAACAUCCAUUCUUACCAAGAUCCACCUCCCGUCUAAUCCAGUCGUUGUAUCAGAAGAUCGGGAAGCUAUCCGCCUAUCCAUGCCCCCGUUUUACUCGAGUUAUCCCAUCGCCAUUCCCGCCUGGUUGCUGCUUGGCUUUCCUUUAAACACAGCCAGCUGGUAGCGUUCUCCAACCUUCGUGGUGUCACUAAAAGGCAGCUCCUACGAUUGUUGAGCAGAUGUUGCAUCAUUAUUCUUGUGACAAUCGGCGAAAUGAGCCCCCCCCCCCAAAAAAAAAAAACCAUGAGAUGUUGUGUGAUCUUUUGAGUAGUCCGUGACUUACCAAUCCCCCCCAAACGCGUAGACUCCCUGCUGACAACACACUGGAUACUUUGUACAUAGGUGUGCUUUUUGGCUCCAUAGGUGGACACUAGCAUCUGUCCUUCUUGCCUUUCUUCUCGUCCAAAUCUUGAUUACCUGAUGGUGGGUUGUGAUGUUGCCUAGGAUGAUUGUUUACACUUUUAUUCCAUUUAUCUCUGGAUAUUCUGUAAAUAUUGUAAUUCAUUGUCUUUUUUUAACUUGAUAAUAAAGUUAUCAGAUAAUGGUCACUUGUCGUUUUCCUGCAUUCUGCUUCAACGAGCCAAUGAAGUUGCAGCUCGGAUGGCUUUCAGGUCUUACGUUUGGAAGGAAAACCAGACCACUAAUGUUAGCAUUUAGCGCUUGGUAGUAGCACUGAAGUAGCGGCGCGUUCUAAAAUUGCAUUGUAGAAAGAAAACGUGUAAAUACAUAAUUAUGGUAAUGGUUUAAUUUCAUUUGAACA
Messenger RNA from Doryrhamphus excisus (bluestripe pipefish), 11229 nucleotides. RefSeq names its product zinc finger protein 462 (gene znf462). Gene Ontology annotation, biological process: positive regulation of transcription by RNA polymerase II. The record is from RefSeq and is a predicted model, not a curated record. NCBI's taxonomy places the organism in Eukaryota, Metazoa, Chordata, Actinopteri, Syngnathiformes, Syngnathidae. Gene Ontology annotation, cellular component: nucleus.